GCCACGCUGCUUACAGAGAAGUGUCGCCUGGCGGAUCUCUCAGCUGCCACACCUGCAGGAAAAGGAGACGCCAUGUGGUGGAGGGAGAGCCAGGAUCAGGAUCGAGUGGGUGGGUGGGGUUUGCAGAGACCCAGAAGGCUGCUAGCUGGCCACUAUUUGGUUCAGGCUGCAGACGUUGACCCCCAGGGUUAGAAACUCAGAUAUGUAAGCUGAUUGCCAAAUGGUACCUUAAACCUCAGUUGUGGGGACCACAAUGGAAUCUCUAGGCAUCAUUUUUUCAUCUCUGAAUCCCUCCAAUUUCUAUAGCAUUUUAUAUUUUAAAGAAAAAAUCUCAAAGUGCUUUACAACACAUUGAAACAUCAAAUAAAACCAUCCAGAACAAAAUAAAACCAAAAACUCAAGCUUCAAGGAGAAUAUUUCAGAUCCUUCUCUAAGUGACAUUUUGCUUUCCCCAUAUUUAUUUGGCGACUUCAUUUAUAAGCUUCCCCACAGCAGAAGAACUCCAGGAAGGCAGUGUGGGGCAGUGGUGAGAGUAUCGGAUGAGGACCUGGGAGAUCAGGGUUCGAAUCCCCACUCCGUCCCAAGUCUAACCAGACUCCGCAUCCAGCAAAGAGGCAGCCGCCUGUGACCUUGAGGAGCAGGACGCGCAGGAACAAGGGGGGGCCCACUGGGCGAUGGAGGGAGACAUGUACGUCGGGGAGCCCCCUGGCGAGAGAGAGGCAGCCGUCGCUGGCCCCCCUGCGCAGGACGAACCGGGCAAAGGAGCCUCCUCCUCCGCCAGCAGCAGCCCAGGCUGCAAAGGCCCCCCCUGGAUGUCCCCCCGCCCUCCAGAGCCGCCUGGCGCCUGGCGGGGCCUCUGCACCUGGGAGUGCUGGCGCCAACGAGUCCUGGAGCUCCUGGAGCAGGAGCAGGCGGCCCAGAGCCCCCCGCGGGCCGCUCAGGUGACAUUUGAGGACGUGGCUGUCUACUUCUCGCCUGAAGAGUGGGCCCAGCUGACGGCCUGGCAGAAGGCCCUCUACUGGGACGUGAUGAAGGAGAACCACCACCUGGUGGCCUCGCUGGCUCCUGCCCGUGACCCCGAGCCAGAGGUCUUGGGCCGGAUGGAGCGAGGGGAGGCCCCUCCUUCUGAGGCCCCCAUGGAGGAAAAGCCGGAAGAGGCUCCCCGAGUGCCCAGCCCAGCUUCUGGGGCUAAGCGGCAGCUGGAGGUCAGGAGAGGACCAGGCGCGGAGCAUCCCUGCAGCAAGACUCAGCCCGAAAAAGCCAAGAGGGACGCUCUGGCUGACGCCAAGCCCCACAUCAAGUGUGAGGAGCAGCGGGGGGGCCCCCAGGGGCCGGCCACCCACCGCUGCGAGGACUGCGGCCGCACUUUCCCCCAGCGGGACGCCCUGAUUUCCCACGUCCUGCGCACCCACUUUGGCGAGCGAGCGCUGCCCUGCCCGCAGUGCGGAAAGUUCUUUGGCAGCGACAGCAGCCUGGCCGCCCACCAGAGCACCCACUGCCUGGAGCGGGUCUUCACCUGCAUCGACUGCAAGAGCAACUUUGUCUAUGAGGAGCAGGAGGCGGCCCGGAUCCACGCCCAGCUGGCCCUGGGGAAGCUUUUCAAGUGCUUUGGCUGCAGCUGCAAGAUCGCCGCCCUCCUGGCCAGAGACCAGAAGCCAGACGUGCAGGAGGGCUGCCCCCCCUUGGGACAGCUGGAUGCCACCUUCUACAGCCGCCAGCGCGCGAUGGAGCAGGUCCGCCAGCGGGCCGCCCACUGGACCACCUCGGAGACCAAGGCCUUUGUGGAGCUGUGGGGGGACGACCGUGUCCAGACGGCACUCUUUGACAACUAUCGCAACGAGGUGCAGUACAAGCGGCUGUCGGACAAGAUGCGGAAGAUGGGCUUCCACCGCAACCUGGAGCAGUGCCGCCAGCGGGCCAAGGACCUGCGCAGGGGGUUCAAGGAGAUCCAGGACGGGAACCUGCACUCCAACCGGGCGCGCCAGACCAUGCCCUUCUUUGCCCUCCUGGACCGCUUCCUGCUGAUGAGCCGGGGGCUGGUGGUGCCCAAGGUGUGCGUCAACAGGACCAAGCAGAGGGGGCGCAAGGGCAGGGGGCGCAGGGAGGAGCCCCAGGGGGGAGAUGCCCCCUUCCUGCUUGCCCUGCCUGCCCAGCACCCCAACUUGCGGGACCUGACGCUGCAGGAGCAGGAUCCAUACCUCCAUGCCCUGGCGCUCCCCGACUUCCACCUGCAGAGCCGCUUCACAAGCCAGUAUCGCCAGGGGGCCGGCCUCCCUGGCUACCAGCUGCCGCCGCCCGACCAGGACCCCCCGGCCAACGCUGUGGGGCUGCCCGGCUGCCCGCUGGAGGGGCAAGACGAGGACUCGCCCGCCCUGCGACUGGCAGACUUCUCCCUGCGGCCACAGGACCCAGACGCCUCCCCUGCCGUGGAGUCCUGCCGGGCAGCCGCUCGCCUCCAGAGCCAGGACCUGGUGCUGAGCCCCAUCAAUGGGCUUUCAGCCACCAGCAGCCUCUGGUCAGAGAUCGCCAGCAUGACUACUACGGAGAACCCCGCUGGCGUGGCAGCCCCAGGAAGCGCCCAGCCCUGGCACCCUGGGAAGGCCCCCAGCUCCUCUGCCAAGCGGAUGCGUGACCUCCGCUUGCGCCGCAGGAGGCAGCGGGCCGCCAUGGCACGGGUGCUGCUGGGGGCCAGCUACCGCCCCAACGACCGGACGGUGUGGAGCAAGACGCAGAAGACGGACUGGUGGGACAACCUGGUGGCCGGGCCGGCCGAUGACGGCGAGUGGGUGCGCUACUUCCGCAUGUCGCGGGAGGCGGUGCUGGAGCUGGUGGAGAGGCUGCGGCCGGUGCUGCAGCGCGAGGACACCAACAUGCGGGCCGCCAUCCCCGUCGACAAGCGCGUGGCCCUCACGCUCUGGAAGCUGGCCACCUCGGACAGCUACCGCUCGGUGGCCAACCAGUUUGGCGUGGGCGUGUCGACCGCCUCGGUCAUUGUCAUGGAGGUGUGCGAGGCCAUCCACGACGUCCUGCUGCGGCACGUGGUCCACCUGGGGGACGCCCAGGCCGUCAUGGAGGGCUUUGAGCAGCUUGGCUUCCCCAACUGCAUUGGUGCCGUGGACGAGACCCACAUCCCCAUCCUGUGCUCGCCCCACGGCGCCUCGGCCUACAUCAACGGCAAGGGGCUGGUCUCCAUGGUGCUGCAGGCCCUGGUCGACAGCGCAGGGCGCUUCAUGGACGUCUACGCCGGCUGGUCGGGCGGCCUGCAGGACUCGGGCCGGCUGUGGGGCUCCCCGCUCUUCGAGCGCAUGGAGAAGGGCACCUUUGGCCCCCAGACCACCACGGAGAUCGAGGGUGUGGCCGUGGGCCCCGUCCUGCUGGGGGGUCCUGCCUGCCCCCUGCGGCCGUGGCUGAUGAAGCCCUACCCAGAGGCCCCAGAGGGCCCCCGCCAGCGCUUCAACCUCUUGCUGGGCAAGUGCCGCAUGGCCGUCAGCUACGCCUUUGAGCGGCUCAAGGGCCGCUGGCGCUGCCUCCUCAAGCGCCUGGACGUGGCCGAGAAGAACGUCCCGCUGGUCAUCGUCGCCUGCUGCAUCCUGCACAACAUCUGCGAGAGCCGCAACGAGGCCAUGCAGGAGGGUUGGGAGGAAGGCAUGGACUACGCCGACCUGCCCUCGGCUGAGGGUCACGCGGACGCCUUCUCGGACGCGGAAGAAGGGGCCGGGGAGGCUCACGGUGUCCGCGAGGCCUACUGCGCAUUCUUCGAGAAGAGGCAGCAGGCGGAGGAGCUCUGAGGGGCGCUGUGCGUUGUGUGUGUUGUGCGAGGACACCCCCUUCCCCACCCCACCCUGUGGGUGCUGCCAAGAAGGGGGGACAGGAACUCAGGCUAACUCAGGUUACAAUUCUCUUCCAUGACUUCCCAGGGGGGCAGCAUCCAGGGGUCCCCCUCGGUGAAGUCCCCCUGCUUACCGGUUGCACUGUUUUGACCUUUUAUAAACCUUUUAUAAAAAUUGGCUUAGUAGGAAGUUUUCACCCUGGACCUCAAUAAAUCCUUGUUCUUCUUGAAAGGACUUUGGUGGGCGUGUCUUAAAUGUGAAAUUUCUCAGGUUUCCCCAGUCAUGAAUGAGGCUGGCAGGAUGCGGGGGGGGGCAGGGAGCCCCCAGUUCCCUUUGCAAAAGAGAGCUUGGUGCAGGAUGUGAAUGAGCACAAGGGCUGGGGGGGAGCGCAGUGAAGGGACAAGUUCAGUAGGGUGUGCUGAUUUUUACAACAAAGGUGUAAUGACUUGGGAAUUCAAAAGAUUUCUUGGUUAAAUUAAUAUAACUUAGUUUUGCUUGGUAAGUAAACUGUGUGUAAGAUGGCAUGGACAUCAUUAAAAAUGACUGCAGUUAUAUUUUACAUUAAUAUUUUUACUUUUAUUUAUUAAUACUUUUCAUUUUUAGCAUUACCUGACACUUUCAAAAGGUAAAAUUAAAAUUAUUUGGUUUUCCGAAA
Podarcis raffonei (Aeolian wall lizard) is the source of this 4485-nucleotide messenger RNA. RefSeq lists its product as uncharacterized. Lineage: Eukaryota; Metazoa; Chordata; Lepidosauria; Squamata; Lacertidae. Bases 675 to 3788 code for a protein of 1037 amino acids. The transcript is spliced from 9 exons. Gene Ontology annotation, biological process: regulation of DNA-templated transcription. The record is from RefSeq and is a predicted model, not a curated record.